AUGUCACUGGUCCUGACGCCGCUGCUGCCGGAGAGCCCGUUGUGGCUGCUGAGCAGAGGUCGUGCUGAGGAAGCGCUGCAGGCCCUGCAGAGACUGCGGGCAGCAACAGCCCCCGAGCAAGUCAAGGAGGAGCUGGACAGCUUCAGCAGCAGAGCGAGCGACACGCAGCAGACAACCUCCUGGCUCUCCACCUUCCACAACCUGCGGCAACCUCAGGCCUACAAGCCGCUUCUCUUCAUUAACGCCUUCUUCAUAUUCGUUCAAGGAUCUGGGGUUUUAAUACUUAUUUCGUAUGCUGUUAACUUUAGUCAAAUCGCACAGCUAGACGUGCAAGCGUACCAAGUGUCCCUGGCAAUAGCGGUGAUGAGGGUGGUCGCAACACUUCUGACAAGUUGGGUCUGCAACAGAUACGGCAAAAGAGGUCCUGCCCUUUUUUUUUGGAAGCGUGACUGCAGUGAGCAUUGGGGUUCUUGCCGCCACCGUUUACCCCUUCUUUACCCUCCCGUAUUGGAUGAUCACGACAGUUGUCCCUCGUCUAUGUGCUAUCCUGCUGCGUUGUGCUUCUCCUCCAUACCAUGGUCUAUGCUAGGGGAGAUCUUCCCUACAAAUGUGCGAGGG
Messenger RNA from Homalodisca vitripennis (glassy-winged sharpshooter), 618 nucleotides. RefSeq names its product facilitated trehalose transporter Tret1-like. The record is from RefSeq and is a predicted model, not a curated record. Gene Ontology annotation, molecular function: transmembrane transporter activity. The transcript is spliced from 3 exons. Gene Ontology annotation, biological process: transmembrane transport. Lineage: Eukaryota; Metazoa; Arthropoda; Insecta; Hemiptera; Cicadellidae. Gene Ontology annotation, cellular component: membrane. The annotation marks the transcript as partial.